AGCGUUGUUUUUUUGUCUGGAUGAUUAGUAACACGACAUUUUACACAGUUCACUGUAGAACAAUGUGGCCUGGAAACUGGUGUACAGUCACUGAGGCUGUUGCUGGAUUACUGGUGAUGCUACUAUUUAUGUCUUAUGCCUCUGCCGAAGUAGCAACUUGCUGUGAUGGCAGACAGAAUGGAGCUCUGUGUGUUGGACCUCUGGGAGGAACUGUGUGUGUCAAACUGGUGGACAGCGUCUCAGAAUCGCAGAUUUAUCAAAUAAAACAUACAUCGUCAAUAAUCCUUACAAUAAAAAAGAAUGACGUUAUUUUGGGUCCUCUUCAGAACAAAUAUCUCUUUAUUCCAAGUAAAGGUACAUUUAGUAUCAGUAAUCUCAGUUUGACUGACAGUGGUGAAUAUGUUCUGGAUGUCUUUGAUUCUGAUGGAAAGAAGAAAGAAUAUCAAACAUUAAAUUUGUCUCUUGAAGCUCCUGUGACUUCUCUCCGGCUGAUCGCUGAAUGUUUGUCCGAAGGACAGGUGAAAGUGUCCUGUCUCUCCGAAGGAGGGAACAAUCCUCAAUACAGCUGGACUCUGAAUGGAAACAAACCGUCAGGACGUGAGCUCCUCUCUGGAAAUAUUGAGUCUAACACCAUCGUCCUGAGACCAAACGUUGCAGGACGCCUGGUUUGCUCAGUCAGGACUAAAGUCAGUUCUCUUCUCAAAGAGAAAAUCACAUCUACCUGUGACUUUGUGAACUGCACUUCAAAUGGUAUACACAUAUCUAAGUGGGUGUUUAAAGAAAAUAACACUCUGUGUGUUGAACCUUCACCAGAGACACAUAGUAUAAUGGCAGUGCUAUUGCCAAUAAUGAGUGGUGCAAUUGGAGCUCUGUUAAUUAUCCUAGUUGUCAGCAUAGGAAUUUUCUGUGUGAAGAGGAAAAAGCCAAACCACAAAGAAGAAAAUAAUUAUGACCAAAAACGGAGCAAUGCUGGUCAGGGGAGGAGGCGAGAGGAGCUGAGCAAAGAAACUCAAGCAGAGUAUGGCAAAGUUAAAAAGCAACCUCGGCUGUCUGUUGAUAUGACAUAUGGAAAUAUGGACAACAGUCUGUAUGGAAAUGUGGAUGAGAGUAUCUACGCAAAUCUCUAAAAAAAAACCUGUGAGAAAUUUGGGAAGUUUACAGCGACGGCUAAACAACAACAGAAACAAGGAGGAUGUGAAGCAAUCUCCAUCCAUAUUAGGUUUGCUGGCUGAUUCUCAGACUGGUUAGAAUGAAUAUCUGUGUGCUGUCUUAUGCAUUAAAAUGUUUUGUUCCUCAUCUCUCUUCCUGUUACUGGUUACUGAGAGACAAAUGUUUUUACAACUAUGAAUGCAACAAACAUGCAUAACAAAGGAACUUAGCUACUGUUCUGUUUCAUUUGCUUUCUUUAUUACAUGCAUUCCUCAGUUUUAAGAUCCCUUGUGCUUUUUUGCUCUGUGACUAAAUUUAUUUUCAGCUCUGACUUGUAGAGUUCAGGUAUGGAAGAUGCAUGUUAAAUUGACAUAUUUGACACUUUGAAUACUCCUGUUUUACAUGUAAUCAGUUACUGAUUGAACCGAAAUGUUUGAAACAAUAAACAUUAGAAUCUGUUAUGGACUCAAAAC
Messenger RNA from Gambusia affinis (western mosquitofish), 1622 nucleotides. RefSeq lists its product as uncharacterized. The record is from RefSeq and is a predicted model, not a curated record. Lineage: Eukaryota; Metazoa; Chordata; Actinopteri; Cyprinodontiformes; Poeciliidae. The transcript has 6 exons. Bases 21 to 1127 code for a protein of 368 amino acids.